Messenger RNA from Corylus avellana, 540 nucleotides. The record is from RefSeq and is a predicted model, not a curated record. NCBI's taxonomy places the organism in Eukaryota, Viridiplantae, Streptophyta, Magnoliopsida, Fagales, Betulaceae.
AUGCUAGAGAAAUUGCUGAGGAAGAAGAAGAGAGUAGUGAAGCGUAUUAUGGAGGAGGAGGAGGAGGGAGGCGAAAAUAUCUGGAGCGUGAUUGGGGAAAUGCUAGAUCCAAAGCAAAAGCACGCUCUCUUCCAACGUGCAACUCUGCUCAAAGGUCAGCCGUUCUGGGUUCUCGUUCUUUUUACUUGGGGUUCUCUCUUGGCUCUUAAUUUUGCUCUCGCAUUCUUCAAAUGGGUCUACGUCAAUUUUCUCAGACCCGCUAAGACUCUCAAAAAGUACGAGUCUUGGGCACUCGUUACCGAACUCUCUGGCAGUAUUGGCAAGGGUUUCGCUUUUCAAUUGGCCCGUAAAGGGAUUAAUAUGAUAUUGGUGAGUCAAAAUCCGGACAAGCUCAAAGAUGUUUCGGAUUCGAUUCAAGCCAAGUACAGUAAGACCCAGAUCAAGAUUGUUGUUGUGGCUUUUGCUGGUGAACUUUCCAAGGGUGUUAAGAGGAUUAGCGAAGCCAUUGAAGGGUUGGACGUUGGGGUUGUGAACUUGUGA